GCACAUCAUCACAUCAGCAGGUUUGACACAGAAGCAGUGGAGGCUUUGAUUCAGGUUUGGGAUUAGAAAGGUUAAGCCUGCCAUUGAAACAGCCCGGAGGGGUGAGCUGAGGUCGACCUCGGCCCAGAUGCAAUCGAAUUGUUUCCACUGUGUGUUUGUUUGGAUUUAUCAUAAGCUGGUAUGGUUUUUCUGAAGGACCCUGUUAUCUGAACACAAAAAUCAGACAUGAAAAGCGGCAUCAGAGAAGCUCCAGUAAAAAGGCACAAGAUGUUCAUGGAGUUAAUGAUCCUUUUUGGAGUCACUGGUUUGAGUUUCAGUGCCAUUCAGCGACCCGACUAUGACGACACACCCAACCCAGAGUUCCUCAACCCAUCCUGGAUGGCCAGCAUCCCUGAUGACCAGCCGCUGUCUGAGAUCACCAUGCCCGGAACCCACAACACCAUGGCCCUGUUCGGUGGCGUGUAUGCUGAAUGUCAGACCUGGAGCCUGGCGUCCCAGCUUCGUGCCGGGGUACGCUACUUAGACAUCCGUGUCCGUCAUGUGAAGGGAAAUCUCACCAUCCACCACGGCGUGUCCUACCAGCGCGCCCACUUUGGUCACGUGCUGGAGGGAGUGGCUGACUUCCUGCGUGAGUAUCCCAGUGAAACGGUACUGAUGCGUGUGAAGGAGGAGUUCAGUGAGACGUAUGACAUCUACGGCGCUGUGGUUGACUACAUCCAUCGCCACGCUCAUUGGGACCUGCUGUGGCACAGUCGGCUGGUGCCCACCAUGGCCGAGGCCCGAGGGAAGCUCAUCAUCCUGCAGGACUUCCACGGACCAGACCUGGGGAUGCGCUACAGCUCUAUGGACAUCGCAGACGACUGGAAGGUUCCGACACUUCUUCAUGUGGAAGAAAAGUGGCAGAGCGUCUACGAACACCUGGAGGCUGCACCUUUAGGAAACAAAGCCCAGAUCUUCCUCACCUACAGCAGUGGUGCUGGUGUGUUUGCUUAUCCCAGAGCUGUCGCUCAGCGCCUCAAUGCACAACUCUACAACUACCUGAGGUCCAAAACAGACCUGAACCAGCGCCUGGGAAUCAUAUGCAUGGACUUUCCAGCUGCUCCUAUGAUUCAAAUGAUCAUUAACUUCCAACUAACAGAAGAGGUAAAGAGACAGGCCUUUUACCCAGGUCCUAGUAAGGCAACUUUGGAAAAUACCAUUUUUUCACUCAGGAAGAUGAUGAGGUAUCUUAAUCUUGAUUGAAAUUAAGCAAGUUUUUCUGAGUAGAAAGUUGAUAAAUUAUCAGGUAAAACAACUUGCUCAGGUGCAGACUAACCUAUUAGUAUUAAGUCUGGAUUAAAUCCCAAUUUGGUGAUCAAUUUAUGGAACUGGAAAAGAAAAAACAUAUUUUAACCCAUAAAGACCGAAACAGCCACUGGCGACAAAAAACAACUACUGAUAUAAAAUGUUUAAUACCU
Sphaeramia orbicularis (orbiculate cardinalfish) is the source of this 1457-nucleotide messenger RNA. RefSeq names its product 1-phosphatidylinositol phosphodiesterase. Lineage: Eukaryota; Metazoa; Chordata; Actinopteri; Kurtiformes; Apogonidae. The transcript is spliced from 4 exons. Gene Ontology annotation, biological process: lipid metabolic process. Bases 226 to 1242 code for a protein of 338 amino acids. The record is from RefSeq and is a predicted model, not a curated record. Gene Ontology annotation, molecular function: phosphoric diester hydrolase activity.